Molecule: messenger RNA, 1330 nt
Organism: Spea bombifrons (plains spadefoot toad)
Lineage: Eukaryota; Metazoa; Chordata; Amphibia; Anura; Pelobatidae
Gene: QRFPR
Product: pyroglutamylated RFamide peptide receptor
Biological process (GO): G protein-coupled receptor signaling pathway
Cellular component (GO): membrane
Molecular function (GO): neuropeptide Y receptor activity; peptide binding
Source: RefSeq, a predicted model, not a curated record
CGCCCAAUGCAGUCUCUUAACAUCACCCCUGAGCAGUUUGCCAGACUUCUGCGGGAGAAUAACGUGACGAGGGAGCAGUUUAUUGAGCUUUACCAGCUGCAGCCUCUGGUUUACAUCCCCGAGCUUCCCGUCCGCACUAAAAUCGCCUUUGUGACAAUAUGCGUGCUGAUCUUUGUGUUGGCUCUCUUCGGGAACUCCUUGGUCCUUUAUGUGGUGACCCGGAGUAAAGCGAUGCGAACAGUCACUAAUAUCUUUAUCUGCUCCUUGGCUCUUAGUGAUCUCCUCAUAGCCUUCUUCUGUAUCCCCUUCACCAUGCUGCAGAACAUCUCAUCCAACUGGCUGGGAGGUGCCUUUGCUUGUAAAAUGGUCCCAUUUGUCCAGUCUACAGCUAUUGUAACGGAAAUCCUCACAAUGACAUGUAUUGCGGUUGAAAGACAUCAGGGCAUCAUACACCCACUAAAAAUGAAAUGGCAGUACACCAACAGGAGGGCGUUCACAAUGCUAGGCAUUGUUUGGCUCAUAGCUUGUCUGGUUGGUAUACCAAUGUGGAAUGUACAGAGACUGGAGGUUAAAUUUGACUUUUUGUUUGAAAAACAAUAUUUUUGCUGCUUGGAAGAAUGGACUAGUCAAGUUCACCAGAAAAUCUAUACAACCUUUAUCUUAGUGAUUCUUUUCCUUCUGCCCCUCACACUGAUGCUUCUUCUCUACAGUAAAAUUGGCUAUGAACUUUGGAUUAAAAAAAGAGUUGGAGAUGCUUCAGUGCUUCAAACAAUCCAUGGAAAUGAGAUGUCUAAAAUUUCCAGGAAGAAGAAACGUGCAAUCAUAAUGAUGGUAACAGUGGUUGUCCUCUUUGCUGUAUGCUGGGCACCUUUUCAUGUUGUUCACAUGUUGAUAGAAUACAGUAAUUUUGAAAAUGAAUAUGAUGAUGUCACAAUCAAGAUAAUAUUUGCCAUUGUACAAAUAAUUGGAUUUUUUAACUCCAUCUGCAAUCCCAUCGUAUAUGCUUUCAUGAAUGAGAACUUCAAAAAGAAUUUCCUAUCUGCAAUUUGCUUUUGUUUCAUGAAAGAGUCUUCGUCUCCCUCAAGAAGGCAUGGAAACUCUGGUAUGACAUUAAUUCAGCAAAAACCAAGUUUCUCCAGGAGGGAAAAUACCAGUGAAGACAAUAGAAGGGAAGCAUUCAGUGAUGGCAACAUUGAGGUCAAAUUUUACGAUCAGCCAGUUUCUAAAAAGACCACAAAAAGACAUCUUCACUUGUUUACAUCGGAACUCACCGUCCAUUCCUGAGUACUGGAAAGAUGAUAGACCAUGCGCAAUUAUUUUAUUUUUCAUA